Molecule: messenger RNA, 1317 nt
Organism: Drosophila hydei
Lineage: Eukaryota; Metazoa; Arthropoda; Insecta; Diptera; Drosophilidae
Product: probable serine hydrolase
Exons: 3
Coding region: 155-1219 (354 amino acids)
Source: RefSeq, a predicted model, not a curated record
UUCGCUCUCUUGCUCAACCGCCAAUCAGCUGUUUGUUUAGUUUAUUGUUCUUUAGUUGCCACGGUAAUUUUAACUAAACAGUAAAUUAGUGUAGAAAAUAAAAUAAAUUUUUAUUAUCUACGUCUGACUACGCAAUUGAUGGAAGUUGAGGAUCAUGGAGUUUGAAUUUAAGGAACAUUCUAGUGAAGGCACUGACGGCUCUUCUGAGGAGCUCAAUCUCAAUCAGCGGUUUCGACAUGCGGGCGACCUUACGGGUGAGCCCCCAACGCGAGUUUUCUCUGAGAUCCGCAUUAAAGUACCCUGGGGCCACAUUGCUGGUAAAUGGUAUGGUCCCCAGAAUGUGCAGCCCAUAUUGGGUAUGCAUGGCUGGCAGGAUAAUGCAGGGACAUUCGAUAUGUUAGUGCCUUUGCUAUCGCCAGACGUGGCAUUCCUUUCAAUAGACUUGCCAGGUCAUGGAUUGUCUUCACGCUUGCCAGAUGGCUGCUAUUACAAUUCGGUGGAUAAUCUAUAUGUGAUAAGGCUUAUCAUGAAGCAAUAUAAAUGGGAGAAGGUGUCACUGGUUGCCCAUUCAAUGUCUUCCAUAAUUGCUUUUGUGUUUGCAGCUGUGUUUCCCGAUAAAGUAGAUAUGAUAGUUUGCAUUGAUUCAUUGAAACCACACCAGCGCCCCUAUCCCGCGGUCAUACGAACCAUGGAGACACGUCUGGAUGAAUUUCUGCGGGAAGAUGAACGCAAUCGUAGCAAAACCGAACCGCCAAGUUAUACAUACGAUGAGCUGCUCGAGCGCGUCUACCUAGCUACCUUUCACUCUGUCAAUAAGGACCUCUGCAAACAUAUACUUGCGCGUAACAUCCAGAAGUCGGGCAAGUAUCCGGACAAAUUCUUCUUCUGCCGCGAUCGCCGCUUAAAGUUCUACAAUUAUGCGAUUGGCUCCCAGGAGCUGUGCGUCGAAAUGGCUCACCGGAUCACGUGUCCCCAUUUAUUUAUCAAGGCAUCGCAGUCGACCUAUUUUGAGGACAAAAAGAACUACGAUGAAGUGCUUGAGGUGCUGUUAAAGAAAUCAAACUUCGAGUAUGUGGCGGCAAAUGGCACGCAUCAUCUGCACUUGAACAACCCAGAGGACAUUAUUGGUCCGAUCAACAGCUUUAUACAACGCUUUGGCCCCGCUGCAUCUGCAGCGGCACGUCAAAAGGCUAAGGAAGCCGCUGAGAGCAAACUCUAGAGCUCACUCAUCACAGCAACAGCGAAGCAAAAGUUCAGUAUAAGGUUGGGUCAAUUGGGGCUUAUUUAUUGUUGCAUAAAUGAUUCUGUGUAUCGAUG